This is a messenger RNA of Arabidopsis lyrata subsp. lyrata, 905 nucleotides long. Its product is annotated as pentatricopeptide repeat-containing protein At4g21300. Gene Ontology annotation, biological process: RNA modification. Gene Ontology annotation, molecular function: protein binding; RNA binding. The record is from RefSeq and is a predicted model, not a curated record. The transcript has a single exon. NCBI's taxonomy places the organism in Eukaryota, Viridiplantae, Streptophyta, Magnoliopsida, Brassicales, Brassicaceae. Bases 117 to 905 code for a protein of 262 amino acids.
ACAUACAAGACUUGGUGAUUGUUUCUCCUCCCUACUUCCUAAAAGAUAUCUAUCGAGCAGCCAGCCUCAAAACAAACUGUGAGAGCCCUCCUUUGGAGCAGAGGUUGGAUAAGUUGAUGAUGUAUAAUUUGGAACUUUUAUGCUUUGCCUAUGUUGGCGACCGAAGAUCAGUGGUAUCGAUACUCUUGAGUCAUGAGCAUGCUGGUGACAUCUUUUUUCAUCCCAAGAGUCGAGAACUACACGGGUUAGCCAUGAAGAUGCAUAUGCUAGAGGAUGAAAUGAGCAUUUGCAAAAUCAUGACCCUCUAUUCAAUAGAGGGAUGCUCCCUGCAAUCAAUCGAGAAUAUAUUCAGAACUUCGAAAACCAAAGGAAGACUGAUAUAUAACCACAUGAUCUCGGUGUAUGGAAAACACUAUGCUGAGGAUGCAGACCGGUUGUUUCUGGAGAUGGUCAAGACAAUUCGUCCCAAUGGUUACACAUUCAGGUACCUUCUCGAGGCAUGGACGAUAGCAUGUGACCCAGAAAGAACUCUCAAAGUCUUUCAAUCAAUGAAGAUUUAUGGAGUUGAGCCUGACUCGGUUCAUUAUGGGGCAAUUGUUGAUUGCUAUGCAAGGAUGAGGACACCGUACUACAUCCAUAUGGCGAUCUUGUUUCUAAAGGAACAUCCGAUUGCACAGGGACAGUAUGCGUUUAACACAAUUCUGAACAGAUGUGUCCCUCAGCAGAUAGCUUCUUCAAAAGAAGAAAUGGAAGAGAUCGAGGAGACCAUUAAACUUGCUCAAGAUAUGGUUGAUCAUUUUGAUGAGAAGGGAUUCAUGUAUGCGGUUCUUGAGAAAACAUACUGGAGGCUAGAGAAUCAUGGGUUGAAGUGGCCUUGGACUGUUAGCAAAACAAGAGGAGAAUGA